UGGCUGAGGCACGGGGUAAUGCCCGUCAUUGAUUUCUGAGGACGACCCGAGGCCUCGUUUGAAUAAAACCCCAUCGAUUUGUCGCAGUCUGCGGCUCACUAGCUCACUUCAGAAAAUUAUCGAUCUAGAAGGCUAAUCUCCAGUGAGAGAGAGAGUUUCUUUGUCUGUGAGUCGUAAGCGUGCGGAAGAGAGGGAGAUCUUUGUUCAUAGUCAUCAACACUCGGAAUACUCUAGGAACUAAAACUGAGGCACGGGGGAAGCCGGGCGGGAUUCAUUUGGUCCUGCGGCCAGUUACCAGAAGCCGAAUAUCUUCAGCCUGCUGGGUAGGUGAAGAACAGACUAGCCGACAGGUUAGCGUAUCUCUUGGCGGUUGAGCGGUAUAUGUCAGUGUUCGAGCUGAUAAUUGAAAUCAUUGGUGCCCUGGUAGCAUUUUCAAACCAAAACAUCAGGCAGUGUUUUUUCACAAGCAGUCCAGGCAGUCAAUGCCUCAUCUCUUCUAGGCAUGCAGGACGUGUGAACUCAGCAAAGCCGGUUAUUUUACUCUCUAUCCAAGCUCCUCGGCAACGCUUUUGGUGAAUCUCGGAUCAACUUAACGCCAAGUACGAUCAGGAACAGUGUAUACAAUUGACUUGUAGCCUAAAGAGGCCUCUGACCACUACCCACAGCGUACAGUAUUGGUGACCGACAUACCGAGUGGGUGAAAGCCUACCUCUCCUACAGCAGCACUGGCAGCAACCAUGUUAAACCUUGGUUGUGCCUGCGUCUUUAUAAGAUGGCUAACGGCAUGGUUGGUGUUAAUAGUCUUCACCUCCCUCCUGCUGGUGGGACGAAAUGGCGAUCAAGUGGUCUUCAACCACCAUCUUGACCCUGCCUCACUGACCACCCUGGUCUUUGCCGCUGUCCAGUUCCUCGUGGUGCCCCUGGUCAUUGUAAUGCUAUGCAAGAAUGAUAUUGCCAUCAGUUUCGUCAAGAUCAUCUACUGGUUCUCCGACCCUGUAUCAACAUGCGUGCUUCUCUCCCCAAUACUAAUUGCCACGGUGCUACCAAAGUUAUGGCUGCCAGACGCCAACGCCAUAAACACCGCCCAGAGAAACGCUACAAGCAGUGCCGUUGUUUGGUUGAUGGAAAAAAACACCAGUAUUCUCCAAGUCUGUCCCUUGUGGUUCUCUGGUCAGUGUACAGUGGACACGGGGCCUCUGCUCAAUUCACUGAGUGUUGGAGCUGUGCGCUCGUGGAUCCUUUGUGCGCAGUUCUCCGUUUUACUCCCAGUGGUGCUGCGCCUGAUCCAGAUCCAGUGGAGCAUGGACCUGGCUAUUGCAGACAGGCACCCGGUGUCGACAUCUAGCGACGGGGAUGCAGACCACAAAUUGCUGAACCAGUUCAUGUUCGUUCUCAUCACGGUGUUCUGGAUCGUGGAAUCUUUGGAGGUCUGCCUCAUUCUUGACGCUGCAGCUUUUGGCAGGGAAUACAUAGAUAUUGUUCAAGGAUCUGCCAUCGCUGCCGAGGUUUAUAUUGUUCUGGCUAAUGCUAUAUUGCACAAGGCGGUGGAUGCGUUCUGCAAGGAGACGGCUUAUUCGUCUCUAUUGCAGGCCAUUGUAGUAUACAUGGCGUCAUUUCUCGUUGAUCUGCCAAUCUUGAUCUGUCGCGUGAGACUUUUCUGGUUUGUUGAUACCACGGGAAGACUUGAAGGUUCCUUUUUCAUCUGGCUCAUCAAGGAUUUAGCCGUCAUUAUAUCUUGUCUCAUUAUUGGCUGCGUGAUACUCAUCAAGAGAGUGUGCAAAAAACGCUGCCCGUGCCAAAGUCACUGCAAAAUAGCCGAGCUGGACUGUUUCAGAGAGGCUUACCGAAGUAAAAUGCACGUAAAAGAAGCCUUCAAGAGCUCCCACUGGGUGAAAUUUCUUUGUGCUUUUUUCACCCUAUUUCUUGUCGGUGCGCUGAUAGGUGUGGCUUUAGUGAUAAACGCAUUUGCUCGCUAA
Lingula anatina is the source of this 1976-nucleotide messenger RNA. RefSeq lists its product as uncharacterized. NCBI's taxonomy places the organism in Eukaryota, Metazoa, Brachiopoda, Lingulata, Lingulida, Lingulidae. The record is from RefSeq and is a predicted model, not a curated record.